UUUAUAAUUGUGCUAAAUUUGGCGAUCAACUUGCUAAUUAUUUGUAGUGUGAUAAUUCUGCAUGUUAGCUUUGAAUUCGCAUAAAAAUAAUUUUAAGAAAGAUGCACUUCUCCACACUUUUUCCGCCUCAGCGCGGCGCACGUAAGCCUUGCAGCCAACAAGUCAAGAUUUUUAUAAUUUUCCUCAUUGGUGGAUUAGCGACGACGAUGUGCCAUAUCGGGAAUGUGGCGGCCAGUACAAUAACAAAGUACACGGAAGCUCCAUUCGCAGCCAGCAAUGAAACAACUACACGCCUACCAACAAAAAUUAUGACCGAUUAUAGCAACAACAAUAGUUUGUGUGACAAAAAUGGUUUUAGUGUAGAAUUGCCGAAACCUUUGUUGUUAUUAGACAGCAGGAAGCAAUUUGCGAAUACAUCAGAUGUUGUAGCAUUGUCAGCAGCAGCGGGAAAACGUCAACAACGCGCUUACUCCAAUCGGCCGACGCUGAUGGAUGUCGCAUUGCAGGCAUCGGCGCGCGAGGGGCUCAAUGCUAUGACCGAAUUGUAUGGAAAAAUUGUGCCGAAUAUACUACGCAAUGGACACGUGCUUCAAGACAAUCAUCCAGCUGCACUGCUUUCCAAAUUUAGCGACUCCGUAAGUGAGACUCUGGAGCAGGAAAUGGCCGCUUUUGCAACCAUAUCGGCGACGAAAGCUUUUCGAAAUAACUACAAAUACUUCAAUGAGUUGGCACGUCAGGCGCACACCUGAAGAUUUCAUUGCGCCACACGGCACUGGAAGGACUUUGUCCGCC
Bactrocera oleae (olive fruit fly) is the source of this 792-nucleotide messenger RNA. Lineage: Eukaryota; Metazoa; Arthropoda; Insecta; Diptera; Tephritidae. The record is from RefSeq and is a predicted model, not a curated record.